CUGAAAUUUUGGUCACGAUUUAUUCGCAUCCCUUGUAACCUGCUUGUAACCAAUCUAUGCUUGCCGCCGGCAUUUACUAUAUCGUCACUCGUCAGGAAUAAGAUACAAGCGCCACCGCCACCAGGAUGAAAAUUAGUAUCCCGGAAAUUUUAAUUCAUGGCAAUUGUCAUCAGUCUUCGCUCAGCUGUUGACCUGAGUAAUACGUUUUUCGUGCGUCUCAACUUCCUUUCUAAAUAAGAUCAGUAGGGCAAAUGUUUUAAGAACACAAAUAGAAUAGAAAUAUUGUAUUAUACUUGCGUCGAGGAUUUUUCACCCUAGAACUGUGAUGCUCUAAGCCGAAGAAAUGGAUGAAUCUCUGCAAUCAGAUAUCUGUCGUGUUUGUCGCUGUGAGGGAACACUUGAUAGACCUCUGUUUCAUCCAUGUAUUUGCACUGGUAGUAUAAAAUUUAUCCACCAAGAAUGUUUAGUCCAAUGGCUACGGUAUUCUAGAAAAGAAUAUUGUGAGCUGUGCACACACAGAUUUUCUUUCACUCCAAUUUAUUCUCCUGACAUGCCUAAAAGACUGCCUCUUAAAGAUAUACUUUCUGGUCUGGUUUCCAGCCUUGCUAGGGCCAUUAGAUUUUGGCUUCAUUACACACUUGUUGCCAUGGCUUGGCUAGGAAUUGUUCCUUUGACAGCCUGCAGAAUCUAUCGCUGUCUCUUCACAGGUUCUGUCUCUUCUGUUUUGACUCUUCCAUUGGAUAUGCUGUCAUCAGAACAUGUGGCAACAGAUAUUUUGCAUGGUUGUGUUGUGGUGCUCUGCACUUUAUGCGCUUUCAUUGGACUAGUAUGGCUACGCGAGCAGAUUCUUCAUGGUGGUGGACCCGAUUGGUUAGAACAAGAUAUCCAAAAUGAGGAACAUGUUGAAAUGGAUCAACCGGUCGAAGGUCCUGUACUUGACGCAGAAGUUCGUCUGCAGAAUAAUGGCCCAGCGGAUGUAGAUGCAGAUGUCGUAGGAGAGGCUAAUAUUCCAGCUCCGAAUAACGCUGCACAGCAAGCGCAGCUCCAAGGUCAAGCACAAGACGAUGUAAACUGGAACCUGAUGGAAUGGGAUAGAGCAGAGGAAUUGACUUGGGAACGUCUUCUGGGUCUGGAUGGCUCGCUGGUGUUCCUGGAACACGUCUUUUGGGUUGCAUCUCUUAACACUUUGUUCAUCCUUGUUUUCGCAUUUUGCCCCUAUCACAUUGGACACUUUACAAUCGUUGGUUUCAAAAUGAAAGAUUGGGUUUCGGCUUGCCACUUCGAGGGUCUAUUAACAACUCUUUGUGGCUAUGUGGUCAUUGGUCUUUUUCUCGUUCUUCUUCAUGGCGUCACUUCUCUUCUUCGAUUACGAAGGCCAAAACGUAUACUGGGGCUCUGUUAUGUUGUCGUAAAGGUCUCACUACUGACUGUAGCCGAAAUCGGCGUCUUUCCUAUAGUCUGUGGUUGGUGGCUUGAUAUAUGCAGCCUGCCCCUUGUUGAUGCGACAUUUAAAGACCGAUUGCACAACUUUAGUCACGCUCCUGGGACUUCGAUGUUUCUUCAUUGGUUAGUGGGCAUAUUAUGCGCAUUUUACUUUGCAUCCUUUGUAUUGCUGCUACGUGAAGUUUUAAGGCCUGGGGUGUUGUGGUUUCUCCGCAAUUUGAAUGACCCUGAUUUUAACCCAGUUCAGGAGAUGAUCCAUCUGCCUAUCGUCCGUCAUCUUAGACAAUUUGCCGCUUCGUUGGUAAUUUUUGGCACUAUUGUCUUUUUGAUGCUUUGGGUUCCCAUUCGACUUCUACAGCAAGGCAUGCCAAGUUUCUUGCCCUACUAUAUCGUUAAUUCUACCGACACCCAAGUCUCAGAAUAUUCUUUGGAGUUGUUGUUGUUGCAAGUGAUCAUGCCUUGCCUAUUGGAACAAAACCAUGCUCGUCAAUGGUUACUGUAUGGGUUGAGGAUGUGGUGUCUAGCUGUCUCGUGGUUGUUGGGUCUUCGCUCUUAUUUACUGGGAGAUGUAGCUAGCUCAAGCGAGACAGGAGGAGGCCAAGCCCAUCAUAAUAAUGAAGGAGUGGUAAUCGGUGAAAAUGUUGAAGAAGGAGAAUAUAAUAAUCCAAACCAUGAACCUAAUAAUGAACAAGUUGACGCACCAGUGGCUCCGGCGGAACCUGCUUUUGCAGCCCUUCCACAAGAUGGAAAUAUUCGUUUUGGAGGAGUGCCGUUUCGUAACGGAGGACUAGGAGCCGCCCACCAGGCCCUUCUACAGCGUGAGGGUCCUGCUGGCUACGUACCGUAUUUACGACCUUCUGUUUUUUUUAUCAGGAUUCUCCUCCUCCUCCUCCUUAUGUGCAUUAGCUUGUCAGUUGCAAGCACAAUAUUUCUUACACUUCCUGUUUGGAUUGGGCGCUUGUUAAUGGAAACGUUUUAUGGAGCUGGACCUCACCACGAAUUAUACACGGCAUUCACCGGUUUAUAUUUCUGCUGGCUAGUUCUCCGUGGGAUUCACGUUUUUUCUCAUUUGGUUCCUCGAGGAUGGUCAAAUGUUUUUGUUCGUGUCAAGUCCUACACCAUUUUGGUACUUAAGUGCAGUGUGGCGUUUUCUCUUUUACUGGGCGUCAUACCCUUGAUGUUUGGACUUCUAUUAGAUCUCGUUGUUGUAGUUCCACUGCGUGUUGCCGUCAACCAAUCGCCCAUCUUUUCUCUGUCACAGGAUUGGAGUCUUGGAGUCCUAUACACGAAGAUAGUUUGUGGGCUGACAAUGAUGUCGCCAGACUGGUGGUUGAAGCAUUCGUUAGAAAAGUUGUAUCAAGACGGAAUUCGCAGAAUGAAUUUGACCUUUGUUCUAUGCGAGCUUGCCAUACCCGCUAUAGUGACUCUUGGUUUGGCGUUGGCACUUCCAUACGUCGUAGCUCAUUCAAUUGUUCCAUUUUUUGUUCCCAGCCGACAACUUAGAGCUCUUAUUGCUCGUAGAGUAUACCCAUCAUUUCUCGUCAUGAUCCUUUUGAUGGUGUUCUCCGUGUGGCAAUUGAAGCAGUUUAAACGACUGUACGAGCAUAUAAAGAAUGACAAGCUCAACAGGUAUUUGGUGGGGCGCCGACUCGUAAACUAUAAUCACAGGAUCGACAGGAAUGAAAAUGCUCAGACUACAUGAUCAUUUAGAACAACAUUACUGGGCAUGGCGACCGCGUUGUAUGAAGUAUGUACAUUACAAUUUUCCUUUUGCGGUUUGAACCACUCAACUUUGGUCAUUAUAAAUACAAUGUUGUUGAAAAAUA
Molecule: messenger RNA, 3269 nt
Organism: Daphnia magna
Lineage: Eukaryota; Metazoa; Arthropoda; Branchiopoda; Diplostraca; Daphniidae
Product: E3 ubiquitin-protein ligase MARCHF6
Exons: 19
Coding region: 344-3145 (933 amino acids)
Cellular component (GO): endoplasmic reticulum membrane
Molecular function (GO): zinc ion binding
Source: RefSeq, a predicted model, not a curated record